Molecule: messenger RNA, 2670 nt
Organism: Sceloporus undulatus (fence lizard)
Lineage: Eukaryota; Metazoa; Chordata; Lepidosauria; Squamata; Phrynosomatidae
Product: zinc finger protein 1 homolog
Exons: 7
Coding region: 229-2184 (651 amino acids)
Biological process (GO): regulation of transcription by RNA polymerase II
Molecular function (GO): DNA-binding transcription factor activity, RNA polymerase II-specific; RNA polymerase II cis-regulatory region sequence-specific DNA binding
Source: RefSeq, a predicted model, not a curated record
GCUUUGGCUCGGGAGGAGGCAAUGCCUGCUUUUGAAUGGCUGCAAGAGAGAGAGGAACCAGUCCUGCUUGCAGACCUGGGCAAAAGGUGAGGCAAAAUGUUGUAGAUUUGGCCACCUAAACUGACCUGUCAGUUGUCUCAGACCUCCAGCCCCUGGACAUAAAGGUUGACUGUGCCAGCCAAAGGGUUGCUGAAAUCUCCCAUACUAAGGAAAGUUCUGAAAUUCAUAAUGGAGGAGAACUUAGAAGCUGCAGGGAAGGCUCCACACACUGUCAAAGUAAGGUGUUUGGAAUUGCCAAGAAGAGUGACGCCUCAAAAUGGCAAACAUCAGCCCAUGGAUGGGCUGCCACAACCAUGGAUAGCUCAGUGCCAAGAGUUCCUGAAGGCACUGGAUUGCCGUUGCUCUGGAUGGGGAGCGCCAACUUUAUCAAAACUUGGGCCGUGGGACGACACCAAGGCCUUCCUGGCCUCCUUUGAGCAAGUAGCCGAAGCCUGCCAGUGGCCUAGAAAAGAGUGGGCAGCCCGGCUUUUGCCAGCACUCAGUGGAGAAGCAAAGCAGGCCUUCAACCACCUCGAAGCCAGAGACAGGGAGGAUUAUGAGAAAGUGAAGGCAGCCAUUUUGCGCAGGGAAGCCCAUCGAAUGGAGACCCUGCGCCAGGACUUCCGGCAGUUCCGCUACCAGGAGGUGGAAGACCCGCGGAGAAUUUACGGACAGCUUCAGGAGCUUUGUCACCAGUGGCUGAAACCAGAGAGACGCAGCAAGGAGCAGAUCCUGGAGCUGCUGGUCCUGGAGCAGUUCCUGGCUAUCCUGCCCCAGGACCUCCAGAGUCAGAUCAGGUGGGACCCGGAGACUGGCACUGAAGAGUUUCUGAUAAAGCCCCAAGAGGAUAAGAAUUGGGAAUGGCAGGUGUCAUUGGAGGAAGUGACUAUGAAUCCUGUGAAAGCAGAGGGAACAACUCAGAGAGAAAUCUACACAGAAGCCAAGGAGAAAGUUGAUGAGGAUCUUUGCCUUCUUGCUAAUGGGAUCAUGUCCCCAAGUCAUCCGAGUUCGGUGUUGCUCCCUGAAGAACAAGAAAUUACCGAAACUGGGCUUUCUGAGGAGGGUGUGAAUUUGAAUGACAUCACAGUGUCUUUGGACAAUGCCGGAUGGUCUGUGUUAAACCCCACACAGGGAACUAUGCAUUGGGAGGUCAUGCCAGAGAACUCAGAGGACAUCAGCUCUUUGGGAGGAUUUGUGAUUCCCAAACCUGAGGCUGUGUCUCAGAUGGAACAAGGAGAAAUGGUUUUUAUCCAGGACUCUGAAGAGUGUGAGACAUUUCCUAGUAACAUGUCAGAUGAUGAAGAAUCCCUUAAGAUCAAGGAGAAUUGUCAGCAAGAAAGUACAGAACCUGAGGAAAUAUACAGCAUGUCCCUGGAAAUAUCUCAAGGGAAGGCUUCUCUGGUUGCUGAGAUUCACGAACAAGGAUGCAACUCUGAUGGACCACGGAGGAAGAAGCCAGUGGAGACAUGGGAUGAAGCCACGGAAAUGGCCGUAAGUCAUCCAGGGCUUAAGGACACCCUGAGGCAUGCCCGAGUCACGAAGUUUUUGCACUCCAAGGGUGGGAAAUGGUACCGGUGGAAAGCAGGACUGGUUACCAAUCAGGCCAUCCAUUCUGGAAUGACCCCUUAUGAGUGCCUUGUGUGUGGGAAACGUUUCCAGAAGAAAACCUACCUUGCCAAACAUCAGAGGAUCCACGUGAGGCCGAAGGUGUUUCAGUGCUCGGAUUGUGGGGAGAGCUUUGACUGGAGAGAAGAGUUUGUCAGGCACCGAGGUACUCACACAGGAGAGAAACCACACGAAUGUUCCCAGUGUGGGAAAUGUUUCAGCCAGAGGGAAAGCCUCAUCCGGCACGAGAAAAUCCACACGGGAAAGAAACCCUACGAAUGUCUGGAAUGCGGGAAAAACUUCUGUAGGAGGGAUUCUUUGGUCCGGCAUCAGAAGAUCCACACGGGAGAGAAGCCUUAUGAAUGUCAUGAGUGUGGGAAGAGUUUUAAUCAGAAAGAGGUCCUUCUCAGACAUCAGAGAAUCCACACAGGAGAGAAGCCAUAUGGAUGCCAAGAGUGCGGGGAGUGCUUCUCUCAGAAAGCCAUACUGAGUAGACAUGAGAAAAUUCACACUGGAGAAAAGGCCUUAUUAACACACUGAUGCAAGGGAACGCUUCACUCCAUUUUUACAGAUAUGCUGCCCUUGUGUGUAUUUUGUGUGUGUGUGUGUUUUACAGACAGGGAUACGGACUAUUUGUUAAGCCAAAAUAAUGCCCAUAUUCUCAGGCACCCCUCAGGAGCUCAAGAGCUCAUCUUCACUCUGGUUCCAGGAUUAGGGAAAGGGAUCUCAAGACACUAAAUUUAGAGGGCUAGUUAAUACCCCAGAGGAGAGAAUCAAAAUUCAAAAUGAUCUGGAUAGAUUUAAAAAGUUGGGCCUAAACUGACAAAAUUAGUUUCAGCAGAGAGAAAUGUAGGAUGUUACACUUGGGCAGUAAAAAUGGGUGAUACCUGGCGUGACAAGACGACAUGUGAAAGGGAUCUAGGAGUCCUAGGAACAUGAGUCAGCAGUGUGAUGCGGCAGCUAAUAAAGCCAAUGCAAUUCUAGCCUACAUCAAUAGGAGCAUAGUAUCUAGAUCAAGGGAAGUAA